CGGGUCAGCGAACCGCCGCGCCGCCCCGCCGGCGCCGCCAACGCCUCGGCCUCGGCCUCCUCCGCCGCCCCGACCGCGGGCGCGGAGAACGGGACGCUGAGCUACCGCUCGCUCGUCUACCGCCUCAACUUCGACCAGCCGCUGCGCAACGCGGGGCGCUUCCCGGCCCGGCCCGGCGGCCCCGACGUGGUGCUGGUGGUGCAGGUGCACGACCGCGCCGAGCACCUGCGGCUGCUGCUCGAGUCCCUGCGGCGCGCGGCGGGCGUGGAGAACGUGCUGCUGGUGCUGAGCCACGACCUGUGGGCCGAGGAGCUGAACCGGCUGGCGGCCGCCGUGGACUUCUGCCCGGUGCUGCAGGUCUUCUUCCCCUUCAGCAUCCAGCUGUACCCGCGCGAGUUCCCCGGGCACGACCCCCGCGACUGCCCCCGCGACGUGGGCAAGGCGGCCGCGCUGCGCCUGGGCUGCCUCAACGCCGAGUUCCCCGACUCCUUCGGGCACUACCGCGAGGCCCGCUUCUCGCAGACCAAGCACCACUGGUGGUGGAAGCUGCACUUCGUCUGGGAGCGCGUGCGGGCGCUGCGGGAGCACGCCGGGCCCGUCGUCUUCCUGGAGGAGGACCACUACCUGGCGCCCGACUUCUACCACGUCCUCAAGCAGCUGUGGGCGCUGCGGCAGCGCGACUGCCCCGAGUGCCAGGUGGUCUCGCUGGGCUCCUACACGCUGGGCCGCGGGGGCUUCGCCGGCCGCGCCGACAAGGCCGAGGUGAAGACGUGGAAGUCCACGGAGCACAACAUGGGCAUGGCCUUCGGCAGAGACACCUACCAGAAGCUCAUCGAGUGCACGGACGCCUUCUGCACGUACGAUGACUACAACUGGGACUGGACGUUGCAGCACUUGACUGUCUCGUGUCUUCCAAAGUUCUGGAAGGUGCUGGUCCCCGAAAUCCCCCGCGUGUUUCACACGGGGGACUGCGGCAUGCACCACAAGAAGUCCUGCAGGCCGUCCUCCCAGAGUGCCAAAAUCGACUCUCUCUUGAGCAGCAACCGGCAGUACCUGUUCCCCGAGACGAUGAGCGUCAGCAAAAGGUACUCCAUGGCCCCCCUGUCCCCUCACGUCAAGAACGGAGGGUGGGGGGACAUCCGGGACCACGAACUCUGUAAGAGUUACCGCCGCCUCCAGUGAGGACCGCACUCGCAGCCUUCUCCUUUUUGAACUGCCCCGUCCCGUCUUUUACAGACACACACGUGUGUAAAGAAGAAGGAAGGAA
This is a messenger RNA of Numida meleagris (helmeted guineafowl), 1267 nucleotides long. It is a transcript of the gene MGAT2, whose product is annotated as mannosyl (alpha-1,6-)-glycoprotein beta-1,2-N-acetylglucosaminyltransferase. Gene Ontology annotation, cellular component: Golgi stack; Golgi membrane. The record is from RefSeq and is a predicted model, not a curated record. Gene Ontology annotation, biological process: oligosaccharide biosynthetic process; protein N-linked glycosylation. The transcript has a single exon. Lineage: Eukaryota; Metazoa; Chordata; Aves; Galliformes; Numididae. Gene Ontology annotation, molecular function: alpha-1,6-mannosylglycoprotein 2-beta-N-acetylglucosaminyltransferase activity. The annotation marks the transcript as partial.